This is a messenger RNA of Dothidotthia symphoricarpi CBS 119687, 700 nucleotides long. RefSeq lists its product as uncharacterized. Lineage: Eukaryota; Fungi; Ascomycota; Dothideomycetes; Pleosporales; Dothidotthiaceae. The record is from RefSeq and is a predicted model, not a curated record. The transcript has 2 exons. Bases 55 to 612 code for a protein of 185 amino acids.
GGGAAGACUAACUAUUCUAUACUCCGCUUCUUUCUGGAACCUGAACGUUCAAACAUGGUAACGUGCUAUAACGACUACACUGCACCUUGUCAUGGGGUUGAAUGGAGCGCUCAGUCCCGCGGGCUACGGCUCUGGCCUUCCAGCACGCGUGCUCAUUCGAGGAAGUCGGAGUAUGUAACACACAUAGAAGGUACAUAUGCGACGGAGAGAUAUUAUAUUGAGCCAACAUAUUCUCACACGCGAACAUCUCAGUAUCGUAGCCCACCAGGUCAUGGUCACUACGAUUCAAAAUACGGGAAUUCAGGGAGACACGAUGUACGACACCUAAACAAACAGACCCAUGUGUUGGCAGAUCCGUCAAAUCGUUUGUCAAAAAGGCAUCAGAAAUCUGUCAAGGAACUCAAGACUGGCCAUCGAUCGAACGAAUUUGCAUCACGUCGAUCCUCACAGUCAUCCCAAUCGUCGGUCUCAAGUAGAUCCUCGCGAUCGAGCGAAUCCUCACAAUUAAGCCGAUCUUCUGAGACGGAUAGCUCUAGGGAGAGUACACGCAGCUCAACAAAGGGAAGCUGGGCCAGUGGUGAUGGGGCUUGGAUCAGGAGAAGACCCAGAUGAUCAUGGUCGUUUGAAUGAUGAAAACCCCGACGACAAUAUAUGGGCGCAUGAUACCUGGAUGGAUCUUGGGUAACGACGAGGUAGCGUA